Messenger RNA from Ramularia collo-cygni, 3549 nucleotides. RefSeq names its product related to bromodomain and PHD finger-containing protein. The record is from RefSeq and is a predicted model, not a curated record. The coding region runs from base 1 to 3549 and encodes 1182 amino acids. Gene Ontology annotation, biological process: regulation of transcription by RNA polymerase II. The transcript is spliced from 2 exons. NCBI's taxonomy places the organism in Eukaryota, Fungi, Ascomycota, Dothideomycetes, Mycosphaerellales, Mycosphaerellaceae.
AUGGCAUCUCCUCGACGUGCCAUGGCCCCUAAUCGCGCGACACCUGGCCGGCCCUUGCGCGCACUCGCGUCCAUCGAAACCCUUACCGAACCUCCGAGCAAGAAGAUCAAGUUCAUGCCUGGCGGACCACGAGGCGGCGGCAGAUACAUUGACUCGGAAGGCAACGAGAUGUCGCGAGCACAGGCAGUGGCCCUUGGUGUGCCGCUGACUGCACCUCGCCAGCGCGCGCGGAGAGAGGCGAGCUCGGCAUCACUGGCGAAUGGGGAACAUGCACAGGCCGACGACGGCACGCCGCUCGUGACACGUACCAUGCAGACGCGACCCCGCCGCGAGCGACCGCAGCGAUACGCACCACAGGCGACAACACCACGCCCACGCUACAGCAAUGCAGCAGCAGCAGCAGCGGCCAGUUUGGCUAGCGACGGCUACAAACCGCGAGAAGAACGCAGCUGGGAGGACUUUCAUCCUGACCUGAAUAUCGAGGUUGGAAUGCCUGUAUACACCGCGGACGAGGUAGACGGAAGAUACGAGUCCCGGUUGCCGAAGCUGGUUGUCGAGAGCUCUGACGGAAAGCAAUCAUUGAAUGGAGACGGGGAUAUCGAAAUGAAAGAUGCCACUUCCGAAUCAGCCCCACACCCGCAACAUCCAGUCCCCAAGGUUACCACACCAGCCAAGAGGGGCCCUGGGAGACCCCCAAGGCGGCCGCAGGCGAUGCUGAGUGGAUUGGGCUCUCCGACGCCGCCGCGAAUUGUUCCUCUACCAACCCACAACCCGAAAGAGCGCCUGAACCUGCCAAAUGCAAAGUACCACGAGCACAAUCAUUUUCUGCAGUAUGAAGAGAGUCAAAAGGAGAACAAGGCAAACUAUGUGGAUCGCACCAUGGCUGGAGUGGGAUACCAAGAGAGCGAUCACUUUGGGCUUCCACCCGUGCUGGUCCGCCUCUCCGAGKGACAGCAAAUCGAAGACGAGGCGGAGGUGGGACUACGACUGCAAAGCGACGGACAAUCUGAAGUCGCACAGGGCUCCCCAGUGGUCGGCAAUGUUGAAUAUGACAUGGACGAGCAAGACGUGGCGUGGCUGGAAGAGGUCAACGAGCAGCGAAGGGCAGAAGGCGUGGAUGCUAUACGACCGGCGAUCUUUGAGAUCACCCUGACGCAGAUCGAAAAGGAAUACCAUGCCCUCGAAAAACGAAUGCCGAAACCUCAACCUCGCCAUUCCCAGCUCAACCGCCCUAGAUCGAGCUCUCAGGCGGCGGUAAAUGGCGAUCCCAACCCAUCGGGAGACGAGCCUGAUAGCAAGUGCUCGAUCUGCGACGAUGGAGACUGCGAAAACACCAACGCCAUCAUCUUCUGUGACGGCUGCGAUGUUGCAGUCCACCAGGAAUGCUACGGUGUCCCCUACAUACCGGAAGGACAGUGGUUCUGCCGGAAAUGUAAGAUAACUGGCACAGGCACUCCAACGUGUGUUUUUUGCCCCAACAUCGAGGGUGCUUUCAAGCAAACCAACACUGAUCGUUGGAGCCAUUUACUUUGUGCGAUAUGGAWUCCUGAAGUCACCGUUAGCAAUUUGACGUUCAUGGAGCCCAUCACCGAUGUGGAYAAAGUCCCUAAGAGCAGAUGGAAGCUGAAUUGCUACAUCUGCAAUCAGAAAAUGGGAGCUUGCAUUCAAUGCGGCAACAAGAACUGCUACCAAGCAUUUCAUGUAACGUGUGCGAGGAAGGCCAAGCUCUUCCUCAAGAUGAAGUCGCAGCAUGGGGGCGCCAUCGACCAGUCUGCUCUCAAAGCCUUUUGCGACAAGCAUGUCCCACAAGAGUGGCGUCGAAUUCACGACCCCGAGCAGGCCGUUCAAGAAGCGAAGCAGUGGUACUCACGUCAUUAUAGGAGCAGGACGUGGGCCGAUAGCCCAAGCACGCUUCUGGAGAUCGAAGCGCCGCCGCCGCACGAGGGUGGUGGUGAUGGCGUAGUCUCCGAGGACACAAUUGCCGUGACGAAACGACCAAAGACGAAACCUUCAAAGCCCAGCUGGAAGACGCAGACCGGCGCACCUGUGGUGCCAGCGAUCAUCUACAACACCGUUGAGUCGAGUCUGACGCGCUUCAAUGUUCGAAAGAGGAAGGAGUUCGUCGAGAAGGCUUGCAAAUAUUGGACGUUGAAGCGAGAGGCGCGUAGGGGAGCUGCUCUGCUGAAGCGACUGCAGCUGCAAUUAGAGAGCUUCUCUAGCAUGGAGAUCACUCGUCGUAACUUCGCAGGCAUGGGCUCGGCGGGCGGGCCCAAGCUUGAGCGACGCAUUGAACUUGCGGAGAUCCUGCAGAAGGAUAUGGGCCACCUUACCGGACUGACUGCACUGACACGGGAGCGGGAGGAGCUGCGCUUGAAGGAGAUUGAGGUCCUCGUUGAGUUGGUCAACAGUGUCUACUUUCCGAUCCCUCCGCUGCUCUGGCCGAUCCUGCAUCGCGCUCAAAAGCUUGACGAAAAGACCAAGAGCUUCCGUGCUGGGUUCAACGCGCUUGCUGAUCGCCUUCGGGACCGAUAUUACACAUCCGUGGGCGACUUUUCCAGGGACAUGUCGCUGGUGUUCAGCCAGGUGCUUGGCGAGACUCCAGAGACGUCUGCGCGCAGCCAACAUGAGCAUGGCAUGGACACGAUCUACACCCAACUCGAGAAAGCCAUGCCUGGUACUGCACAACAUUCCGCUUUGCCACAAGAUCAGAAGGAGCUGAAGCGGCUUGCUAAGCGCAUUGCCAAAGCCGUCAAGGAACCCCUGGAGGAGGCAACGCGGAAAGAGGCCGAACUCAGAGGCCGCGAGAUGGAGGAGGAGAUUCGCAAACUGGAUUCCAUGGGAAUGUUCGCAUCGAACGUGAAGUCUGUCGAGGCUGACGGUGACGGUGACGAAGAUGUCGAUGCAGAAGCUUCGAACUUGAGUAAGCGUCGCACGGCUUCCGACGCUUCGGCUACUGCAGGUGCGUCCAACUUGGACGAACUAUCCAUGGCGAAUGGUGACAUUGAAAUGCCCAAUGCUGAUCAGCGGACGGAUGAAGCGAUUAUACAUCUCAACCUUACCAGUAAAGCCGAAAGCUUGCCCAUCGGAGGAAGCCGACCAACGCCUCCUUCUCAUGAUGCAAGCUACGCGUCUUCUUCCAACUCCGACCUCGCACAGAAGACAAAGCCUGCCGAACCCCUUUCACCGCCCAACUCGGCCUCAUCUGCUCCCACCAACGUGGCCCCGUCUGCAAACGGAGACUCGAGCAAUGUAUCGGGCGGCUCGCAUGAUUUCCUUGCCCAGGGUGGUGUGGGCUGGUAUUUAACGCCAUUCGAUCCAGUAGGGACGACUAUCCACGAGGAGAGAUACACUGGCCGCGCCGUGUUGCGUKACAUGUCCGAGGAGCUUUCAGACAUGGACGAAGACACUCUGACGGAGCUAGCGACUGGUGCCGAGAGCACACCCACUGAUCCAUCCGGACCCAACAGCGCCACCUUGACGCCUGUCAUUGCGCAAAAGAAGGCUGCUGCCAAGAAGAAGCGAGGUCGGCGUCAGCAGUGGUCCAGGUAG